Messenger RNA from Sceloporus undulatus (fence lizard), 276 nucleotides. It is a transcript of the gene NPS, whose product is annotated as neuropeptide S. Gene Ontology annotation, biological process: positive regulation of synaptic transmission, GABAergic; positive regulation of synaptic transmission, glutamatergic; neuropeptide signaling pathway. Bases 1 to 276 code for a protein of 91 amino acids. The transcript has 2 exons. Lineage: Eukaryota; Metazoa; Chordata; Lepidosauria; Squamata; Phrynosomatidae. Gene Ontology annotation, cellular component: extracellular region. The record is from RefSeq and is a predicted model, not a curated record.
AUGUGCUUCUCCCCUCUCAUCAGGCUAAAUGUUAUAUUAAUUUUAUGGAUUUCAACAAUGCAAAUGUGGAGGUGUUACCCUAUUGUCCCUUCUACGUUGUCCGGGAAAUCUGAUUACUGUCUCCUCCUGCUGAAUAGCUGCCUAACCAAAGCGGACGGAUCUGAAGAACUGGCAUUGUUAAAGCCUUUACUGGAGAAGUCUUAUAUUAAAAGGUCCUUUCGGAAUGGGGUUGGAUCAGGAAUUAAAAGUACAUCUUUUCGAAGAGCCAAGUCAUGA